Oreochromis niloticus (Nile tilapia) is the source of this 1815-nucleotide messenger RNA. It is a transcript of the gene rmdn1, whose product is annotated as regulator of microtubule dynamics 1. The transcript has 10 exons. Gene Ontology annotation, cellular component: mitotic spindle pole; spindle microtubule; cytoplasm. Gene Ontology annotation, molecular function: microtubule binding. Lineage: Eukaryota; Metazoa; Chordata; Actinopteri; Cichliformes; Cichlidae. The record is from RefSeq and is a predicted model, not a curated record. Bases 719 to 1645 code for a protein of 308 amino acids.
AGUGUUGGCCAAUAAACAGACACCUGAUAUGUCUAAUUUUGAGCUGUUCUUACUCCAAACGACUGCGUCGUUUUGUCUCCGUUUUUGGUCCCGAGAGCUUGUAUUUUAGCGUUUUCUAUAAUACCUAAUGCCAAGGUAAAAGACUUACUACCAACUGAAAAACUCACUACUAACUGGAAGGAUAUCCUUGAAUAUUUAUUUACUUCAGUCGUUUGUUAAACUAUAACUUUUCUGCUGACAAAACACCAAUGAGCCGAUUUUCAGAAACAAUCAUUAAAGGCUUGGGAUUUAAUACAUUCAGUAAAUCAUUUAUACAUGCUUUUAAACAAGCUUCUUGUAAUAAAUAUGACGUUAAUAACAAAUUUAUCCUGGUGAAGCAGGAAUAAAAGAGUCUGAUGUUUUUUUGUUUGGGGUUGUUUUUUCCACUGUCAUUACAUUUGUUUGAACAGAUAAAGAGCAAAUUAGGCACAUUUGUAUUGGAUGGAUUAAAUUUUUUAUUUUAAAGCAAGGAUAUUUUGUUCCGUCUUCAAAGCAUUUACAAAACUGACUUUUAUUUGCUGUAACAUUCCACGAUUUAGUCAUUCAUUUAUUUAUUUCGCAACAUGUUCAAUUUGUGCUCUUGAACGCACCACCCCCCAUCUCCGGGGACACUCACCGAGAGUCUGUAAGUUUGUGUCAGUGUGAUGAGUGAUCACUGAUAGUGUGGACCUGUGAUAAGAUGGCUGGGAGGAUUAUAACACGGUGUGUGAGCAGGGCUGUAGUGGAGUUUGGGUCUGGCGCAAACUGCGUAAAAAGCAGAGGGACAAACCGAAACUACUGGACUGCUCUAAGAAGGACUUCCACCGCUCUGACUAGUGGACGGGCUGCAUUCCUGCUGGGGCUCCCUGCGCUGUCGUGCCUCGGCUAUGCAGCUUAUCGCAAGGUGCAGAGUUCAGCUGUGGUCUGCGCUUUAGAAAGAGGGGAGGUUUUGGAGCUGGCUGACUACCUGUACAGCUGUGCGGAGACAGAGAAACUCUACCAGCUGCUGGUGCAGUACAAAGACAGCAACGAUGCAGAGUUCCUGUGGAGACUGGCCCGGGCUUCUCGGGACCUCUCCCUCCUGCCCAACAUCGAGGCCGGGCAGAAGAAGCAGCUCACGUUUGAGGCCUUUGAGUACGUGAAAAAGGCCCUGGAGAAAGAUGACCUGUGCUCUGCAGCUCACAAGUGGUACGCUGUGUGUCUCAGCGACGUCGGGGAUUAUGAGGGGGUCAAGGUUAAAAUUGGAAAUUCGUACAUCAUCAGGGAUCAUCUAGAGAGAGCCAUCGAGCUCAACCCUAAAGAUGCCACCUCCAUACACAUUUUGGGUUACUGGUGCUUUGCUUUUGCUGAGCUGCCGUGGUAUCAGCGCAAGGUGGCGGCUGUAAUAUUCUCAUCACCACCCGAGUCUACAUACGAGGAGGCUUUGGCGUUCUUCCUAAAAGCUGAGGAAGUCGAUCCAAACUUCUACAGCAAGAACCUGCUGAUGCUCGGGAAGACGUAUUUAGCCAUGAAAGACAAGGAGAAAGCACUGCUGUGGCUGACCAAAACAAAGGAAUACCCUGCUCACACACUGGAAGACAAAGAGGUCCACAACGAAGCUGUGGAUCUCCUGAAGAAGCUGGGAUGAAGCUCGGUGAAACAUGAUGCCCCCCUGGACCCUUAACAGCUGCUAACUAGACUGUUUCUUAAAGAUUUUCUACUUAAUUGUUAACAGUUAAAACCUAAUUGUUGCCAGCUUUGCACACAGAAAUCACACAUGCCUUCAAGAAAUAAUAAAACAAUGUCCUGUGGUUAGUA